Messenger RNA from Tigriopus californicus, 1820 nucleotides. Its product is annotated as putative mediator of RNA polymerase II transcription subunit 26. Gene Ontology annotation, biological process: regulation of transcription by RNA polymerase II. The record is from RefSeq and is a predicted model, not a curated record. Lineage: Eukaryota; Metazoa; Arthropoda; Copepoda; Harpacticoida; Harpacticidae. The transcript is spliced from 3 exons. Gene Ontology annotation, molecular function: transcription coregulator activity. Bases 329 to 1639 code for a protein of 436 amino acids. Gene Ontology annotation, cellular component: SAGA complex.
CGCUUCCUUUCCCUCACCAGUCACUAGUCACCACGGUCCCAAUGUGUUCUUCGCUUCCUCCUGAAUGAGCGCAAGGCUCGAUCGAGUCUCAAGUCUCGAGCUUCUGGCUCGACUCAUCAUCAGUUCGUGGUCUCGGACGUCUCUUUGUCAGCUGCCUCUCUCCAGAGUCAAUGUAUGUGCUUGCCCGACUUGCUUGACGCUCUGCUUGUUUUGACGAAGGGAACAAGCUGGGCUGAACAAAAAAUAAUAAGAGAAUAUACCUCCCCCUUCUGGACAGGCAGUGGAACUAACGAUUAAGGAAUCACGGACAAUUUCAUAGCGGGUCACCAUGCCCAAAGCCAAGAAUAAGAGUCAAAAGAAGGCCAACAUGAUGCUCCAUGUGCCAAGGGCGGAAGAGCGCGAGCCCACCAAGUUUCAGAUGACAUACAGUCUCCCACUGACCCAUCAGGCCCGAGAUGGGGCCUCGGUGAGGCUUUGGGACCAGAACGUGCCCUCCAACAUCAUCCUCAGUCCCUAUGGUCACCAAGAAAUGCCCUUCAUGGGCAAGAUCCUGCCCCAAGUUCAACACCAAUCAGUCCAACCCAUGGUCCAGCCCACCGAGGGACAGCGGUAUCCCAUUUUGAUACAGCCCCAAGGACAGCCCAAGCUCCCGACUCAGCCUGUGGCGAAUAGUACUAGUAGUGGUAGCAGUAAUAAUAAUAAUAAUAAUAAUGGUAGUGGUAGUGGUAGUGGUAGUGGUAGUGGUAAUCAAGGGAAGAAAAAAGGCGGUCUGCCCAAGUCAUGUAAAUCUCAAGAAGCCUACGAAAGAGUGAAGCAGCGCGCCAAAGAGAGGUAUUACCGGAAUCGCGAAGCCAUUCUGGAGCGGGCGCGGGAACACUAUCGCCUCAAAAGUGCCAUGGGUGGCUCCCGGAGGCACAACCCUAGUGCCAAGAGUGUGGAGGCGUACCUCAGACAUAAAGAGCGCGUAAAGCAGAGGUAUUACGAGAACAAGGAGCAGCAUCUGCAGCGCGCCCGUGACAACUAUCGCAAACGCAAGGCCUUGAGUGCCGAGGUGUCCGAGGCCUUGAAAGUGGGCCGACCCCUCACCCCGCAACAGUACGAGUUUUGGAAGAAAAACCAGAACCUCGUUGAAGGCAAGCUCAAACCCGGGAAGGCGGCCAAGAAGAAGCCCAAGAAGACGGAUAUCAAAUCUGAGUGCAUGGACAUUGUCAACGAUCUGUAUAAGGACAAAUUCACUCACAUCAAACUGGAGCAACUCCAACCCUCGCCGCAGCAGCAACAACAACAACAGCAACAACAAAUCCAACAACACCACCACCAACAACAGCAGCAACAACAGCAGCAACAUCAACAACAGCAACAGUUGCAGGCCCAUCGAAUGCAACAGGGGGUGGUCAUGCAUCACCCAGCCCAAUCCGUCUCGUCUAGUCCCAUGAAGAACCAAUAUUUCCCGGAUGCCAACAUAAAAACUUGGCUUGGAGAUCACCCGGAAGUGAAUUGUAUCUCUAUUAUGCCCUUAAGUCAUCCUCAAUCGCAACAACAGACCCAACAAUCCGCGCACAAUCAGCCGCAUGCGGAUUCCAAAGACUCGUUUCAAGGCGUCGGGGGUGGGAUGUCAGCAUGUUUCAAUCUAAAAUGAAAGAAAACAAGAUGGACAAAAUUUAGAUUUCUGCCCAUUUUACAAUACUGAUAUGAUCCUCGCACUCUAACGCAAGCUACUUUUCAUUUAUCUCUUCAUGUAAAUGUGUUAAAAAGAUACAGAUAUGCGCAAAUUCCAAUACAAGUGUGGUUUCAUGAAAAUACACUUGAUCUCUACUCUG